Molecule: messenger RNA, 390 nt
Organism: Trichophyton benhamiae CBS 112371
Lineage: Eukaryota; Fungi; Ascomycota; Eurotiomycetes; Onygenales; Arthrodermataceae
Exons: 1
Coding region: 1-390 (129 amino acids)
Source: RefSeq, a predicted model, not a curated record
AUGUCGUCCUUUUUUUUCUCUCAACACUUUUUUUUCCUUUCGUCGGUAGCAAGAACGAACCACCUGAGCGAGCAGUCGACACUCACUCUUCCAACCAGCAGAGAGAGGAAGAAGAAGAAGCAGAAGAAGAAAGGAAAAAAAGAGCGAAAGAUCGAGUGCACACAACGAGUGACUUCGGUGCGAGACAAGAAGGAGGAGGAGGAGGAGGAGGAGGAGAGGGUGAAGAGGGAGGGUAGAGCAGAGAGUCGAGACGGGGAGAGCGAAGAAAAGGGAAAAAAAGGGCGGCAAAGGACGAGCAAGAAUAAGAAAAGAAAAGAAGCAAAAAAGGUGACGAUAGAGAGGAAAAGAAGGAGACUUGACGUGUCGACGAUCAGCCUGCAGGAGAUUUAA